This is a messenger RNA of Jatropha curcas, 2283 nucleotides long. RefSeq names its product peptidyl-prolyl cis-trans isomerase CYP59. Gene Ontology annotation, molecular function: peptidyl-prolyl cis-trans isomerase activity; RNA binding; zinc ion binding. Lineage: Eukaryota; Viridiplantae; Streptophyta; Magnoliopsida; Malpighiales; Euphorbiaceae. Gene Ontology annotation, biological process: protein peptidyl-prolyl isomerization. The record is from RefSeq and is a predicted model, not a curated record. Gene Ontology annotation, cellular component: nucleus.
AAUUAGCCGACGAGGAAGAAUAAUCUCGUUUCCCUUCGAUUUGAUUUUCUCGGUAAUCAGACAGAACAAAUAGAGAGAAAAUGUCAGUGCUCAUAACUACGAGCUUAGGAGACAUAGUGGUGGAUUUAUUUACGGAAAAGUGCCCCUUGACCUGCAAGAACUUCUUGAAGCUUUGCAAGAUCAAGUAUUAUAAUGGCUGCCUAUUUCACACGGUUCAGAAGGAUUUUACUGCACAGACUGGUGAUCCUACUGGUACUGGAGCUGGUGGCGAUUCAGUUUACAAGUUUCUAUAUGGUGACCAGGCUCGAUUUUUCAGUGAUGAACUCCAUCUUGAUUUGAAACAUUCUAAGACAGGAACAGUUGCAAUGGCCAGUGCCGGAGAGAAUUUGAAUGCUUCCCAGUUUUAUUUCACAUUGCGUGAUAGUCUGGACUAUCUUGAUGGGAAGCACACUGUCUUUGGAGAGGUGGCAGAAGGCCUCGAAACCUUGGCUAGGAUAAAUGAAGCUUAUGUGGAUGAAAAUAACAGGCCAUACAAAAAUAUCCGAAUCAAACACACCUAUAUACUUGAUGAUCCAUUUGACGAUCCUUCUCAGCUUGCGGAUUUGAUUCCUGACUCUUCUCCAGAAGGAAAACCAAAGGAUGAGGUUGAUGAUGAGGUGCGGCUUGAAGAUGACUGGGUGCCUAUGGAUGAGCAACUGGGUCCGGCAGAGCUCGAGGAGGUUCUUCGAGCAAAAGAAGCUCAUUCUCGUGCAGUUGUACUUGAGAGUGUUGGGGAUAUUCCUGAUGCUGAGAUUAAACCUCCUGAUAAUGUCCUUUUUGUGUGUAAGCUGAAUCCAGUUACUGAAGAUGAGGACUUGCAUACAAUCUUUUCACGAUUUGGAACUGUUACAUCGGCUGAAAUAAUCCGUGAUUACAAGACUGGAGAUAGUUUGUGCUAUGCAUUUAUAGAGUUUGAGGACAAAGAGGCAUGUGAACAGGCUUAUUUUAAGAUGGAUAAUGCUUUGAUUGAUGAUAGAAGGAUACAUGUGGAUUUUAGUCAAAGUGUUGCUAAACUAUGGUCUCAAUACAGGGGCAAAGGCAGUCGAACCAAUAAAGGAGGAGGUUGUUUUAAUUGCGGUGCUCCUGACCACAUAGCCAAGGAUUGCACCGGAGAUCCCGGCACCAAGCAACUCAAACCUCCAAAAUACAUUCUAAAGGAUGAUAACCAGCAGCAUGGUGGAAAUAAUAAGUCAAGAUAUGAAAUGGUCUUUGAUGGAGAAACUCCAGAAAGUCCUAAACGAGAAAAGAAGGAUGGACGCCAUGAUGGAGAGAGACAGAGGAUUCACAGAAGAAGUCCAGAAGACCUGAAACACAGGGAUGAAAAAAAGAAAGAUUCAGGUGACAGGCGCAGGCAGAGUGACAGAAGUAAGGGAUACAGGGACGAUGAUAGACAUCGUGAAAGGAAAACCAGUCGCAGUCGGUAUCCUGAGGAGCAAAUCGAUAGAAGAAAGGAACGAGAUGAUGAAAGAGGACAUGAUCGAGAUUACAAAAAGAGAAGUUCUGAUGUUGAAGGCCGUAGAGAUGGGAGGGACAAUGAAGGUUAUAGAAAGAGAACAGCAAAUGAGGAUAGUCGUAAGGAGGGAUUUGGGGAUGAUAACAAUUUUAAAAGGAGGUAUAUGGAUAGUAAUGACAGACGAGACAGAAGGGAUGAACCCAGUCACAGAAAUUAUGAUGACUCCAGAGGCAGGAGGGAAGGGCGAGAACAUAGGAGCCAAGGCAUAGAAGGUGUUGAUGAUCAUGAACAUGAUCGUGAUAGAAGGCAUCGAAGUGACAGAAGAAGAUGAAAUCUUGCCUUAAACAUGGUUCUGAAAUCUUAAACUUGGUUCGUCAUCAAUUCCUCUAAUUACUCGUCACUCAUUGACUCCUUGAAUCUAUCAUAUCUUUGUAGGUAAGCCCUCAAGUAAGCCUGAAAUCUUUGGGAGAAGUGAUUUCACUUGAAAAUUGAAAAAAAAUCUGUGGAGAGUAUUCCUCUGGAAAAAAAAUUUCCAAUUUUUCUUUUUCCCUCUGGUGAGUAUCCUGAUGAUUUUCCUAUAUUUCAACCCACAAUAUCUUUUGCUCGAUUGCUUUAAUUCUCAGAGUCUAACUGCGUCUAAAAUAGGAAAAUUAAAUACCAUCAGGGGGCAGAAUCGGAAGAUGUAAUCUGUUAGAAAUAUUUUGUUGUAAGCUUUGCUGUGAAGAAUUCUGUGGAGUUUUCAGUUUUCUUUGUCCUUUAUAAUUUCGAUUGGAGGUGACUGAUUUCGCUAA